GGUUACUUCCAGUAUCCCGGUUGAGCGUUGUUGUUCGUUGCUUCGGUCAACUUCACGACAGUCCUUCGCUAGUGCGUUUAACUGCUAUUAUGCUUUAAUUCUGUGUCAUGAGGCGUUCAGAGUUUGAUUAAAAGACAAAAAUCGAUUUAUUUUAACCUUAAAUAAUGGAAAUCCUUAACGUAGAGAGUCGCGAGGCGGCUCUCCCUCUCUCUGCACUGCGUCUGGUUGUGCCGCCUCUUCGGCUGAUGUCAGCGUUUCUGUGGCAGGUGGUUCAGCGUCGUAAUGUGACACAGUAUGGGAAGCUAGAGCAAUUUGUGGUGCUGGUGACCGAGACCGUGCCAGACAUCAUGAGUAGUAGUCUGGUUAAUAAACUGAUCUUUCACCUGCGGAAAAAGGUGAUAUUGGAGCUUUGUCUAAAAGAUAAAAUGCCAGACCUGUGGAUCAUUCAAGCACAUCUGGAUUCUCUUCGAAAUCUCACACAUAAAUGUAAAGAUGUGGAAAGUGAGAUCAUCAAUAACAAAUUUAUCAGAAUGGUUCACAACAUUUUAGAGGAUGCAGAAAAGAAAGAGAAUUUCGUCCAGCAUGUCUUCCCUGUAGAAUAUGGAUCCGGAUAUGAUGCAGUAUUACAGAGCCUUGCAUGGGAGUUCCUGUCUCGAGUGGAAGAUCUGCUGCCGGUGCCCAACCUCAAAGAGACAGCAUCGCGGCUUUGCGGCGGUCUCUCGAUGAUGGAGGAGAUUGUGCAGCCACUCUCCGAUCCAGCUGAGAUCAAGGAUGUUCUCCAGCAUUUCAAAACCAAAAGACUGCAUGCAAGAAACAAUGAGCAAUCUCAAAGUGUUAUCAGUGAAAUGUCCAUUCCUUCUACAGCUGAAGUAGUUUGUUUGCCUCAUCCAAUCGCACAAGAAACCGUCUCGCCUACCAUUACCAUUGAACAUGAGGAAACUUUGCCCCCCACCUCCAUUGCACAAGAGACAAUUAUCAUUGAAUCAGAAGGCACAGAGAACCAAUCAGAAUCGGAUCAUGCGGCCAUCGCCAUAAUGAGCCCUUCUCAGAGUUACACAGAAGAGGCUGAGCCUUUAGCGGACAGCGAAGAGUUCACAACAAUAGAUGCCACUGAAGAAGCAGAGGAAGGCUUACAACAAGAAGAGGUACUUUGUGAAGAGAAAGACUCCGGUGUCUGUGAAGUCCAGCAGAUCUACCUGACCUCGGACGGCUCCACCGUGGUGGUGUCAGAGUUUGAGAACGAGGGAGAGGAGGCGACUCAACUGCAGUUUCUAGAGCAAUCAGAGAUGGUGGAAACGUCUGGUGUGAGGCAAGUCAGUUUAGAGCAGUGGAUCUCAGAAUUAACUGGAAAGGGCAUCUCUCUACCAGUUUUGCCUCCAACUCCUGUUGAGAUCGUGAGGGAGGAGACAAUCUAUGUUCCUGUCAUAGAAAGACCACCGUCUGUGAAGUCUAUCAUCCACAGAAAGAGCAGUCCACCUCGAGCCGCAGUUUCCAAAAAGGCAGCAGCCACUCCUUCUGAGUCCCACACAAUGCAGGAGGAGAAAAGACACAGCUGUCCCGAGUGUCACAAAGAGUUUCGCUUCGAAUGCCUGCUGAGAAAUCACAUGCGCACUCACACGGGCGAGCGGCCGUUCCAGUGUUCAGACUGCGGCAAAAGCUUCAGGUGCCUCAGCUUCUUGACGAAUCACAUCAAAACACACUCACUCGCCAGACCUUUCAAAUGCAUACAGUGUGUCAAGACCUUUCGCAAGAAAGCAGACCUCAUCAAGCACAUCCGUGUGCACACUGGUGAGAAACCGUACAAGUGCACCAUUUGUGGCAAAAGCUUUUCUCAAGGCUCAUACUUGAAGAUUCACCGCGAAUGCCACACCUCAGAGAACCUGCACCAGUGUCCUCACUGUGACAAGAGUUUCCCGACAGCAUUUAAGCUGUCCAUUCAUGUCCGCUACCAUUCCAUGGAGCGCUCGUAUCAGUGCAAUCAGUGUGGGAAGAGCUUCAUCUACGCCAGCCUCCUUCGAAGACACAAAGGUUAUCAUGCAGGUGAGCGCCAGUAUCUGUGCUCCAUCUGCGGUAAGUCCUUCGUCUACAUGUUCGACUUGAAAAAGCACCAGCGCAACCAUGAGAGACCACGGAUCAAGAUCCCAUGCACCCUUUGUAACAAGACAUUUGCAGGACCUGAGAUGCUGAGGUGCCACCUGCGCAUACACACCGGAGAACGUCCAUUCCGCUGCAAGAUCUGUGGAAAAGCAUUCUCUCAGAUUGGGAACAUGAAAAGACAUGAGCGCGUGCACACGGGCGAGAGGCCGUUCACCUGUGAAAGAUGCGGGAAGACGUACAAGCACUCCUCUCACCUGAAGAACCACAUGCUCAGCCACACGGGCGAGCGGCCGUGGCAGUGCUCUCAUUGCGGGAAGAGCUUCAAGUUUGCUGGGCCUCUUAAAAAACAUGAGAGAACUCACUUGGGUGAACGAGGAAAUCGUAGAAGGAGCUACGACCAAACACGUAGCCGUAUGAAAUCAGAACACAAAAGCCCUUAAUUGAAUGUAGGGAUCUUGCGGCUUAACAAUGAUCAGCUGACACAUUAACAACUAGUCAUUACUUUAAAAGAUAAUAUAAUUUUGUUUUCCAAACCAUGCUUUAUGCAACUCAUAAUUGAAACUGCUCACAGAAACACUUUAUAAAUUCAUACUUUACAUAGUUUGUGGUAUUUAAAGGAAAUAGUUCACCAGAAAUUGAAAGUUUGCUGAAAAUUUACCCUUAGGCCAUCCAUGAUGUACAUGGGUUUUGGAGAAAUUUGGAACAGAUUUACAGAAAUUUGCUCACCAACGGAUCCUCUGCAGUGAAUGGGUGCCAUCAGAAUGAGCAUCCAAACAGCUGAUAAAAACAUCACAAUAAUCCACACCACUCCAGUUUGAAGUUGAAAAAUUUUGAUGAAAUUGUUACACACAGCUUUUUGCUUCACAAGACAUUAAUUGCUGGACUGGAGUGGUGUGGAUUACUUGUGGAUUAUUGUGAUGUUUUUAUCAACUGUUUGGACUCUCAUUCUGACGGCACCCAUUCACUGCAGAGGAUCCAUUGAUGAUCAAGUGAUGUAAUACUAAAUUUCUCCAAACUGGUUCCAAUGAACAAAACACUACAUCUACAUCUUGGAUGGUCUGAGGGUGAGUAAAUUUUCAGCCAAGUUAAAUUUUUGGAUGAACUACUCCUUGAGUUCUUCAAUCCAGAAGGCUUGUAGUCAUAGUCAUUGUGAUAUCUCAAUCAUGCUGGACAAGUCAUUUCAACAAACAAACCAAUAAAUAAUCUGUUUAUUGCACAGUAAAAUGUCCAAGGACAAAAGCAAUGUGAGAUUUAAGCCACUCGAUUUUAUUUGUUGUCCACUUCAAAAUUUUAGAAGCAUAUUGGAUAAACUCACUGUAACAACAAUACUGUCCGCUUUUCCACCAUCACUGAAUAAUGCUGUUUGUUUUUGUACACACAAUCCCUGUACCAAUUCUGACUGGAUGUAAAAUUCAUCCGUUAUUUGGCUCAUGCCAAUACAAAUUGGAUACUCUUAAAAAGAGAUUGAGAUUUGAGCAGUGAGCUUUGGCAUCAUCCUUUGUAACAGUAACUUACAUUUGUAUAAUGUAUAUAUUAAAUUUUGUUAAAUCUAGCAAAUAUACUUUAAAAGUUAAUGCUUUUGUACAAAAUGGAAAUUCUUUUCAGUGUUUUUCCCCAUGUAGCACAAAUUUGUUUCUUUUUAUGAUACAAAUAUACAAUAUAAAUCCA
Messenger RNA from Onychostoma macrolepis, 3765 nucleotides. Its product is annotated as zinc finger and SCAN domain-containing protein 12. The transcript has 7 exons. Bases 165 to 2537 code for a protein of 790 amino acids. Gene Ontology annotation, biological process: regulation of transcription by RNA polymerase II. The record is from RefSeq and is a predicted model, not a curated record. Gene Ontology annotation, cellular component: nucleus. NCBI's taxonomy places the organism in Eukaryota, Metazoa, Chordata, Actinopteri, Cypriniformes, Cyprinidae. Gene Ontology annotation, molecular function: RNA polymerase II transcription regulatory region sequence-specific DNA binding; DNA-binding transcription factor activity, RNA polymerase II-specific.